AUGAAUAAAUUUAUUAAUUUUGAAGAAAACUUAUCUGAAGAACUUCUUGAUGAAAAUGCUUCUGCUGCAAUUCCUAAUUCCUCCCCCAGCAUUGACAAAAACAUGACUGGGUCUCAACUCCGAUUCAGUUAUACCCCUAAAGAAUGAGGAAACAAGGGAUCAUACAGUGAGAUAAGUCCUUUUGGCAAAUAUGUACCAUUUGAAGACAGCAGUCUUGAAGUCUCUGCUAAAGCUCCUUCUUUAGCAAAAACUGUAAACAAGAGUUUAUUACAAAGAAAAAGCUUGAAAGAAGACAUUAAAGAUCUUUUGCAUCAAGCCAUCAGAUUAAGAAGCGUCUCCUACUAUAAAAAAGAAGGUAACUUUGAAGAAGAGCCCCCUAUCCACAGAUCUGAAAAAGAAAUCACCAUGAGGGACAUACAUGUAAACCCAAACUAUUACGGCCUUAACUAAUUCUGAAUUUUUUCUAAUAAUUUCU
Moneuplotes crassus is the source of this 475-nucleotide messenger RNA. The record is from the annotation of a GenBank genome assembly. Lineage: Eukaryota; Ciliophora; Spirotrichea; Euplotida; Euplotidae.